AUGCCGACCCUCGGACGGUGUGGUCAGACGCUACAUCUCCCCAUUUCUUUUCUUGCUCCAAGAUCUACAUGUGCAAGGAAUGCGAACCGCUCAGCCGGCGCCAGGCCCAGACCGAUCCAAAAAUCGUGCUUUCUGUCGCCAUGUUCAAGUUCGGAGUCUAUGAAACGGCAAACUAAAGAACGAAAUAUUGGCCCAAAAUUUCAGACGAUUACAAUUGUGGCAAAAGCAAUAUGUGUCCACCUGAACUUUAGAUCAAGAUCCUCGGGCAUACGAGGUCAACCCGAGAUCGGGUUCAAAUUUCUUAAGAGCGGGUUAUCGAAUGAAGUGCUUCAGGGAUGGUCACUACACUAUUUUAUUCAUUCUGUACUAUCGUUCUUUUGA
This is a messenger RNA of Colletotrichum paranaense, 381 nucleotides long. RefSeq lists its product as uncharacterized. Bases 1 to 381 code for a protein of 126 amino acids. The transcript is spliced from 2 exons. The record is from RefSeq and is a predicted model, not a curated record. Lineage: Eukaryota; Fungi; Ascomycota; Sordariomycetes; Glomerellales; Glomerellaceae.